UCUUUAUACACUUCUUUAUAAUUAAACCAAGAAGCAACUAACCAUCGGUAACUUCAAGUUUUAUUAAACGUAUAAACACAAAAGUAUACUCAUAGUUAAUCUAAGAGAAGAAAGAGAUGGAGAUUGAGAUGGAAGAGAAGUUUGAAGAUUGGAGAGGUAAAGAGGCAGUUUCUGGCAAACAUGGUGGGAUUAUAGCUGCUUUCAUUGCUUGUGUUGUAGAGACGAUGGAGAAUAUGGUGUUCUUAGCAUAUUCAACCAACUUCAUGAUGUACUUUACGAAAUCAAUGCAUUACUCAUCAGCCAAAGCAGCAACCAUGGUGACUAAUUUCAUAGGAACAUCUUUUUUGCUCACUAUCUUUGGUGGUUUUGUCGCGGACUCUUUCCUCACUCGCUAUGCCACUUUCAUCCUCUUUUGUUCCAUUGAACUCAUGGGCUUGAUCUUGUUGACACUCCAAGCUCAUAACCAUAAGUUACAACCUCAUGGAGGUAAAACACCUUCGACUCUUCAAUCAACUGUUCUAUACACCGGACUCUAUGCAGUAGCUAUUGGUGCUGGAGGUGUCAAGGGGUCAUUGCCUGCUCAUGGAGGUGACCAGCUCGAUAGUAGAAACCAGAAGCUGAUAUCAGGAUUCUUCAAUUGGUACUUCUUCUCUAUCUGCCUUGGAGGUUUCUUGGCCGUAACCCUUAUGGUUUGGAUCGAGGAGAACAAAGGAUGGAGCUCUAGCUUCAAUGUUACCACCGCGGUAUUGGCCUCCGCGAUCUUCAUUUUCGCCGUGGGAUGCCCGAUAUAUCGAUUCAAGCGUCCAACAGGAAGUCCUCUGACCAGAAUUAUGAAUGUGUUUGUUUCUGCCGCAAGAAACCGAAAUAGGUUUGUAACCGAUGCAGAGGUAACACAGAAUCAUAACUCUACGGACAAGAACAUUCAUUACAACAAAUUCAAGUUUUUGAAUAAAUCAAAGCUCAACAACAAGAUCUCAGCAACACAAGUUGAAGAAACAAGAACGUUUCUAGCUCUUCUACCAAUAUUUGGGAGCACAAUUGUAAUGAACUGUUGCUUAGCACAACUCUCAACCUUCUCCGUACAACAAGGCCUUAUGAUGAACAGAAAACUAUGGCGUUCCUUUGAGAUCCCCGUGGCUUCCCUCAAUGCCAUCCCCAUCAUGUGCAUGCUCUCUUCUUUAGCUUUCUACGAGCUUUUCGGAAAAAAGAUCUUAUCAAGAAACGAAGAAAGAUCGUCAAGCUUCAAUUUGAAACGCAUAGGAUUAGGCUUAGCUCUCUCCUCUAUCUCAAUGGCGGUUGCAUCCAUCGUGGAGAUCAAGAGAAAACAUGAAGCGGUUCACAACAACGUCAAAGUCUCUGUGUUUUGGCUAGAGAUUCAAUAUGUUUUGUUGAGUUUCUCGGAUAUGUUGACUCUUGGGGGAAUGCUAGAGUUCUUCUUUAGAGAAGCUCCUGCGAGUAUGAGGAGCAUGAGCACAGCCUUAGGGUGGUGCUCUACUUCAAUGGGUUUCUUCCUUAGCUCGGUUCUUGUGGAGGUCAUUAAUGGAGUCACGGGUUGGCUCCGGGAGGAUCUUAACGAGUCCAAGCUUGAACUGUUCUACGUGGUUUUAUUUGUUCUUAAUACUCUUAAUCUUUUUAAUUAUAUCUUCUGGGCGAGAAGAUAUUAAAGAAAAGAAGAAAAGAGUAUGUUGCCUAAUCUAUAGAGAACUCCUUAAAUUUAAAGAUGCUAUGCAUGUAGUGGAAGUCUAUACUAAGUAACUUGCGUAAUGGUUUUGUGUGGUGGUUCACAAGUUGGUUGAUGUGUCAUGUAAUAAUGAGAGGAAAUAGUAACUACUUCAUUUGAGUUUCAUAAUUUGUGAUUCUGCCCUAAUUAAGAAAGUGUGAAAGUAACGUUUUCUAGUUAGAUACCAAUAUUUUCCA
Messenger RNA from Capsella rubella, 1917 nucleotides. RefSeq names its product protein NRT1/ PTR FAMILY 4.1. The record is from RefSeq and is a predicted model, not a curated record. Gene Ontology annotation, molecular function: transmembrane transporter activity. Lineage: Eukaryota; Viridiplantae; Streptophyta; Magnoliopsida; Brassicales; Brassicaceae. Gene Ontology annotation, cellular component: membrane. The transcript has 4 exons. Gene Ontology annotation, biological process: transmembrane transport. The coding region runs from base 117 to 1664 and encodes 515 amino acids.